Messenger RNA from Glossina fuscipes, 1418 nucleotides. RefSeq lists its product as uncharacterized. The transcript is spliced from 5 exons. The record is from RefSeq and is a predicted model, not a curated record. The coding region runs from base 188 to 1318 and encodes 376 amino acids. NCBI's taxonomy places the organism in Eukaryota, Metazoa, Arthropoda, Insecta, Diptera, Glossinidae.
UAUUUAGUUUAUAAACGAGUUCCUCAGAGUACGAGGCCAAAAAUUUUCAAUUCUCGGCAUUUUAAUUAACUUUAAUACGAUUUUUCUCAGCGAUUUCUCGCCUUUCAAAGUGGACGGAUCAUCGUCGCAUUCAUUUUAAAUGCCUUUGAUUUUUAUAGAUGGCCGUUAGGUGAAUUACAAAUCCGUCAUGAAUCAUUUGAAUGUUAACGGUGCUAACGGUUUAACAAAGCCUUUUAAAAUACUACGUUUUUGGUGUUUAUGUGCUGGCAGCUUAGGGUUGUUUCAGUCUCUUACUUGGAUUGCAUUGUGUAUUGUUGGCAUUUUAUCCUAUAAAUGCGCGAUACCAGUGAAUAAUAAUUUAACAUAUGGCUCCAUACUACAAACAGUGUAUAUGGAAGUGUAUUUUAAAGGCAACUGCACACCGCUUUCCUAUCCUAAAUAUGAUCUUACGCUACUUCAAACCGUUCAAACCGUAUUGGAUGUUAAACAGAUAGUAAUAUGGAAUUGCGUAUAUUUAGCGGUGGCCAUAUGCUGGUGCAUGACUUCAGCAUGGAUGUUAAUAAUUAUCAAGCGAGACGAAUCUGAAACGAUAAUAGCUGCGGUUUCGACUUGGAUUGCUGUGAUGCUUAGCGUUAUCGUUAUGGAUUUUGCUUUGGCCGUUAUAUUCAGUAUUGAUUAUAAUCGUUUCAGCCAAGAAGCAGACAAAUUCACUCUUGACGAUCCUAAGGCAGCUCUACUAUUUGCCGGCAUGAUUGCGUCCAUAAUAAUGAUGAUUUUAUCAUUUAAAGGAUUUAUUUUAUGGCUGAUUAAUGUGGCUGUGUUGAUGUAUCUAAUCUAUUUCUUAAUGAAAAUAACUAACAAUAACAACAGAAAGAGCAAUUGGUUCGCAUCACUUAUUAGAAAAUCUCCUUCUAAUAACGUAGUAAUUAGGCCGCCUAUACAGGCUUAUAAAGAGGAUGAGAAAAAUAACGGCAUGGUUCAGGCAUUCACAAAUGACGGUUAUGAACAUGAUAAUAAUGAGAAACCUGAUGUUCCUGCUGCCUCUGCAACCCAUGCUGCAACGACCAGACUACGACUGAAUGAAGAGCCUUUGGCACGUGCGGCUCGGGUAUCAGCCAAUGUUUCAAUGAUGGAAAGACGUUUUUUUAAUAUAGAAGCUUAUCAGCAAUAUCCGCCUAGAUCUCGGCCAGAAUCUUCUAUUCCUGAAGAAACAAGAUCAAGGCCAGAAUCCCCGGCCAAUUUACCACCACCCGAUUACACACCGCCACCAACAACAAAAAAUAACCACAGUGUGUAUCGUAACCAAAGGUUUUCAUAAAGAUGAAUGAACGCCUUUUUUUUUACCAAAAUGAAGAUUUUUGUAUUUGUAAGGAAAACGAAUAAAAUAUCAGGUCUUUGCUAUAUAGCCUUAUAUCUGA